CAAGCUAAGGGAAAUAGAAAAAUCGUGCAAACCUGAGGUACUCUGUACAUAAUACAAAUCGAUUACAUAUCAACAUGUCAUUCCAAAAAAAGUACUGUAGAACUGAAAUCGAAAAAAAAUUUAUAGUUUACUUACAGAAAUCGUUAACAUACGAAUUUAAUAAACUUGAUGUUAGUACAUUGCACGAAAGAGUAUGUACGUAUAAAAUUUGAGAAGAUAACAAUUAUUGUAUCAAUUUAGCAGCCAUGAUUUCAAAUAUGAGGCUUUUAUACUACUGUAGGAAUAAGUUCUUGAAAAAGUCAUUAAAAACUUGUAUACAGUACUAUAUUGAGCCAUAUCGACAAUAUUCAUCGAAAAACGAAGAAACAUUUAAACAAAGAAAUGCACCUAAAUACAAUUCCUAUUUAUUAGAUACUGUAUAUAUUACUCUCGGUGCAUCUAUAUUAACUUUUGGUUAUUAUUAUAUGUUCCAUAAAGAAAUACAUGCAUUGAAUAAGAAUGAUGUGCAAUGUGGAGAAUUUAGGCCAGAUUUAAAUACAUAUACUUUAGAAGAAGUGGGAAAACAUGAUAAUAAACACAAUCAAAUAUGGGUAAUAUUUAAAAAAGGAGUGUAUGAUAUAACAAAUUUUGUAGACAAUCAUCCAGGUGGUCCUUCCAAAAUAAUGAUGGCAGCUGGCAGUUCCAUCGAACCUUUCUGGAUAUUUUUUGCUAAUCAUAAUACACCAGAAAUAUAUGAACUGCUUGAAUCAAUGAGGAUUGGAAAUAUUUCAGAGACAGAUCAACUUGAUAAUAAAUCUUGUUCUAAUGACCCAUAUGCAAAUGAGCCAAAGAGACAUAAAGCUCUAAAAAUUAAUGGAAGUAAACCUUUUUGUGCUGAACCACCCUCUUCUUUAUUAGCUGAAAGUUUUAUAACACCAACAGAAUUGUUUUAUGUAAGAAAUCAUCUUCCUGUUCCUGAAAUAGAUCUAAAAACGUAUACAUUGGAAUUAGCUGUGGAAGAAGAAACACAAAAAUGCCUCAGCUUUGAAGACAUAAAAAAAUAUCCAAAACAUACGAUAAUUAGUGCUGUAAUGUGUGGUGGUAAUAGACGAUCUGAAAUGGCAGAGUCAAAACCAUUAAAAGGGCUUAGUUGGAGUGUGGGAGCCGUAGGUAAUGCUACAUGGACUGGUGCAAAGUUGUGUGAUGUCCUAAAAGAUAUGAAAAUUAAUGAGGAUGAUUACAAUCAUGUUCAGUUUGAAGGAUCUGAUGUAGAUCCUUCAGGUGCACCAUAUGGUGCAAGUAUACCCAUUAGUAAAGCUAUGGAUCCAAGAGCAGAUGUAAUCUUAGCUUAUGAAAUGAAUGGACAACCAAUAUCAAGAGAUCAUGGUUUUCCUAUUCGAGUAAUUGUUCCUGGUGUUGUGGGUGCAAGAAAUGUAAAGUGGCUUGAUAAAAUAAUUAUCUCAAAAGAAGAAAGUCAUUCACAAUGGCAACGGGGUGAUUACAAGGGUUUCUCCCCUAGUACUGAUUGGGGUAAUGUAGAUUUUUCUAAAGCACCUGCUAUACAAGAGAUGCCUGUAAUUUCUGCGAUAUGCACACCAGAACCAAUGGAAACAGUAAAAGUAAACGGUGGAAAAAUAAACGUUAAAGGAUAUGCAUGGUCAGGAGGUGGUAGAAAAAUUAUUAGAGUUGAUGUUACAAAUGAUCAAGGUGAAACUUGGCAUACAGCUAAUUUACAUGCUGAAGAUAUCAAUGCCAAGGAGGGUCGUUAUUGGAGUUGGACAUUAUGGAGUAUAGAUCUUCCUGUACAGUCUUCCUGGAAAGAGUCAGAGAUAUGGGCAAAAGCUGUGGAUGCAUCCUAUAACGUACAACCAGAAAGCUUUAAACAUAUUUGGAACCUGCGAGGCUUCCUUUGUAAUGCGUAUCACAAAAUCAAAGUUAAAUUGGAACAUUAAAUUGUUACAUCAAAUCUUAUUUGUACUUAAAAUGUAUAUACAAGUCUUUAAUUUUUGUUAACAUUAUCUAAAUGUUCAUUUAUGUUAUUAAAUAAUGUACUAAUCUAUUAA
Messenger RNA from Megalopta genalis, 2042 nucleotides. RefSeq names its product sulfite oxidase (gene shop). Gene Ontology annotation, molecular function: molybdopterin cofactor binding; molybdenum ion binding; sulfite oxidase activity. Gene Ontology annotation, biological process: sulfur compound metabolic process. NCBI's taxonomy places the organism in Eukaryota, Metazoa, Arthropoda, Insecta, Hymenoptera, Halictidae. The record is from RefSeq and is a predicted model, not a curated record. Gene Ontology annotation, cellular component: mitochondrion.